CUGUGCUGACUGUCUAAACAUUAAUACCACGUGACCAAAUUUUCUAGUUCGCGAUGUUAUUAUAUUGCAAAAUGUCAUUCAUUUAGUUCCUUAAAUAUAACCAGUUUGAAAACACCUGACAGUGUGUCACAGGGGUUAUUAUAACACUUGCAAAUAAACCAAAUAUACGAGGGACUCAAGAAGAGCGAAAAUUCCCAAAGGGUUUACCACUUCAGAAAGAUAUUUCUCAUUUCUCGAGAUUGCAGUAACUCGGUGAAUGGGACAGAAUGAAGGGAAGCACCGCACCCCUGGUGGUUCCCGUAAGAUGAGUAAGGCCUCCGGGGCAGGGUCUGACUCUGAUUCCAUAGACACGUCUUCCGGAAGCCCCAUCACACCUUCAGGAUCCAAACAAAACAAAAUGGCCUUCUUCAGGAAGCAGAGUGAUGCCUGCAAGAAACGCAUGGACCAUCAACUCUAUCUGGCACAAGAAAGUCCAGAGCCAAUAAUUGAUAUAACCAAAUGUGAAUUAGAAGAGAUACCACCAAUAAUUUUCUCUCUGUGUAAAAUUUUGAGUAAAGAGGCGGUGUUUCUGAGUGACAACUGGCUGGGAUCAUUAGCAGGAGGGAAGUGUAUAGACAUGAGAAGUGUCAGGGUUUUAGACUUGCACAGUAACGAAAUUAAAGUUCUGCCCACGGACAUCGGAGACAUGACCUGCUUACAGGUUCUCAACUUGGAAUGGAACAAAAUUUCAGUUUUGCCAAGGAGUAUUGAAAAUCUUAAACACUUGCAGACGUUAAAUUUGAAAGGAAACAGACUAAAAGUUGUGUCUCCAUUCUUGUGUGGCUUAAAAAGCCUACGGACCUUGGACAUUUCAGAAAAUAAGAUCACCAAACUACCUUCACAGUUGUGCAAUGUUAGAACAUUGGAAACUUUAGUUAUAGAUGCCAGCACAAUGAAAUACCCCUCUCCAGAUAUAUGCAAGCAGGGUACAGAAGAAGUUAUGAAAUUCCUAUGCACUGAGAGUCAGAUGGAGUAUGAACCCCCUUCCAAGUUCCUGUUAGAUAUUCUGGACCCUCCCAAUUUGAUGCUAACCCCCAAACGAUCUUCUUUUUCUAAGGCUGUGGAGGAGGAGGAGAGUGCACUAAAGAAAAAUAUUGAUAGCUAUAAUUCUAUAAUGGACAGAAAGAAACAGGAGAGGAUUGAGUUGGAGAGACUGUUGGAGUUAGAGAUGUUGGAACAAGCCCAACUGGCUAGCCAGGCCAUGGAGGAAAAGCAAAGGUUUAUAGAAGAAAUGGCACAGGAUCAGGAUAAGAUGGACAAAGAGCUUGAGACAAUCUUCCAUGGAAGAGGACAGGAGCGGAAGAAACUUGUAGAAUACAUCCAACAGGUUGAAGACAGUACAGAUGAUUUGAUAAAGCACAUGCUACAGAUGCAAGAGAAAGCCCGGAAGACAGAGGAAAUUCUGGAGAUCAUGGAACGAGAAAGGAUUGAGGAAGAGCAGUGGUUUGUUGUCCGGUCAGAGGAAAUUCAGAACUUACGGAAACAGGAAGUACUGAGAGCCAUGGAAGCGCUGUUACAAGAGUCUGACAUGUUUGAGUACCUGAGAGCUAACUAUGUCAACAACAAAGACCAUGUCUUCAGACAAGCCCUGCACGAGGAGGAGAUGACCAGUCAGGACCAGGUCCAGAGCAUUCUCUCUAACAAGGACCUAGCUCUGACCAACAUGUUGGACGUUCUUCAGAAACAGGAGGAGUUUCAGAAAGAUGCGUUUGAAGCGCUACAGAUCCAGAAGGAUGCUAAAUCACGGAGAAUUGGUCAGCAGAUUAACCUGAUAGAAGAGGAAUUGGCUAGUCUCACUCUCGUGGAGAUACAACGUAAAGAGGAGCGAACGGAUGAUGAAAUUAACCGGCUCGCUGAGAAGAGAGUAGAACUUUUGGGACUGCUGUCUCAGCUGAUGACCGAGCAAGAGAGUCGACGGGAAGAGCUCAAGAAGAGACUGGGUGAGAUGGAGCAGCAGAAGGAGGAUGGACAGACAGACUAUUGGUUGGUGCAGUACCAGAGACUGAUGGACAGGAAACCUCAGGCGCUAAUGGACCAGGAGAGGCGUCUGGAGAUAGCUGUGGUGACUGUAUUAGAGGACUCAGGAGCAGACGAGUAUGUCCCAAUAUUCGCUAGACAUCGUAUCACCAUAGAAACCUUGCUGCAGUUGACGGAUAGUGACCUAAAACAGAUGGGUGUUCAUGAACUUGGAAUAAGGAAAACUGUUUUGAAGAAUGUCCAGAAUUUCCGAUCUUCAAAAGCAGCUGCAGACACCAGUGUAUCUGGAAAAGCCUUAAGUGAACCCAGUGUUGAUAAGUUUAGAGACCGGGAGGAUGUGACAUUUGACCAUCCAGCCCCCUCUGCACCACUACCCCGACAGGAUUCCAUACUAGCCAGGGGACUUAACUCUGAAUGUGUGAUAUGUCUAGACAAACAGUCGGCAGUGAUUUUCCUUUCCUGUGGUCACGUGUGCUGUUGUGAAGAGUGCUCGGGAAAAGUGCAGGAAUGUCCUCUCUGUCGGGGAAUUAUCAAACAGCGAAUCAAGCUUAGUAGUACCGCCUCGACGACCACGGGACACCCCCCUCCUGCACCACUACAGUCCUAGUGUCACGAUAGUUUCGGAGUUCAUGUAUAGUUGUUAUUGGUGUUGUGUAACAAUUCUUUGUAUCCUGAUUUAAACCAUGUGAUAUACACGUACCCUUUCUAAUGCAAUAAACCUCUACGUCAUUGUACUGCGUAUUUUGGGAGAAUGAUCUUUGUAUGUUGAGGAUGAGAGUUGAUACCAGUAAAGUUGGAAGGUUAUUAUGACAAUGUAUCUAUUACUGUGCUAUAUGUAUAUACUCAAGUUUAAUUAUUUAUGUGAUUUUCAAUUUUCACAAGUCAGUUAUCAUGCAUUUCUGAAGGUCAAAAAUUGACUGUUUAGUGUGUACUUGUACUAUACAGUGCGUACUUGUACUAUACAGUGCGUACUUGUACUAUACAGUGCGUACUUGUACUAUACAGUGCGUACUUGUACUAUACAAACUGUGCAGCUUCUUGUUACCGUUGUCAUUUUGCUCGUUGCUGUAUUCUAGAUAUGUACCUGUGCAUGCUAUUGUUCAUACUGCAGUAUUCUAGUACUACGUAGAGGCCACCAUUUUGGUGUCAGUAUGUACUAGUGCCGUGACCUGUGUUGACAGAGAAAGCUGUAUUGUGUUCUUUUGUACCAAACAUUAACAAUGAGAAAUGCUAUCUUCAUUUCAGUGUUACGCAUGUCUAGAAAAAAAAGUCUUGUAUCUAUCUUUGUAAUUUGUUUCCCCCCUCUAUUAAUGACAGUCUGCUCAGAAAAAAAAUAUCUACUGUGUAUGUGUUCGGGGAUGUCAUUUUUGUGGUGUGAAAAUCAGCAUUGCUGUUUUAACACUGUUAUCUGUUAAGUGGCCUACUUUUCUAUCUGAUUUAUAUAGUGUCUUUAUUGUAGAUGAAAUACAGCAUUUGUUCUGAUUGUCUGUCUUACACUCAUACAAAAUAAAUGCUCAAUUAGUGGUACAGAAACAAUGCAUAAAAGGGCAGCUACAAGGAAACAGAGCAAAUUUAUAUUGUUGGGAGUUUUUGUUUAGGUGUUGAAAGUGCAGACUGUCUUAUUUCUUCAGAAAGAUUUCUUUUAAUAUAUCUCAUUAUACAAACAACAUAGUUAAAGUGGACACUAAGAAUUAAAAUGCCUUGAAUGCUGUACCAUAUUCUUACAUGUACAGUUUUGGUUUUCUCUUUUAUACGUAGUUCAGGAGUUCCUAUGUAAUGUGUAAUCGCAUGUAGGGUGAUCAUGUGACCUGCUUAGCAAACCGCAUUUUGUAAGAUAAAUUUGGCAAAUCAGUAUGUUGAAUGCAGAAAAAAUUUAUGAUUAUAAAGCUUUAAUGUAGAUUUAGUUAUAUCUUGAAAGUACAAUGUACACUGCAUUACUUUGUAUGGGUGUGUGUGUUGUGGGGGUAUAGGUUAAAAGGGAAGAGAGAAAGGAGAGAGAGAAAAAGAGGGGAAGGUCCAAGGAUGAUGAUGGAUGAGAAGAGACAUGGGAGGAGGGAGAGGAAUGAGAAAGAAUGAGGGGAGGAAAUUAAGGGCACCCCCAUUGUGUGUCAUCUUACGAGGCAGUAUAGCCUGUUUUUGUUCAACCAUUGUGAGUUUGUAAGGUGAAGAUGUUUACAUCAUUGAAUGUUCAUGUCAUCAAGCUCGUCAUAAGCCAUGCUCUUACUUUACUUGCAAGUGUACAGUAUUUUAUUCGAAUAUCCUUUUAUCCUCACCAAAAGGAAUGCUGGUUUUUGUUAAAGUACAAUACAUACACCCCAAUUCAAAAAUCCUUCCUAUCCCCAUCAAAAGGAAUUCUAAUGGGAUACCGAAAUGCUUGAUUAUGUCAAGACCAUUCAUAAUUCUUUUCAAUUUGUAUUCUUGUAAAAAAUAGUUUAUUCCAUUUCUUGCUGCAUGUUCUUAUGAAUCUGAUAACCAGUGUAGUAGUGCCAUAGAUGUGUCGACUUUUAUCAAUCUACUACAAUGUAUAUAAUUCAUUGAAAACAGUCACUUUUCUAAAUUUUCAUAAGAUUAUCUAGCUUCAUUUUAUGGUAACUUUUACACCAUUAACAACAUAAAUUUCUACAGUUUCUGGUCUCAGUUGAGUGUCUUAUGUUUUUCUUAAAAGCUGCACAGAUUAUAUGACUGCAAGUUUUUGUUCAGUCUUGCAAAGGAUUAUACAGGGAAAUGGAGUGCUAAAAGUUGAUGUUGAAUUUCAAUAGUCAUAUUUCUGCAGUUGUUGAUCAAAGUUUUAAAAAUCAUUGAUCAAAUAAAUUUUAUAUCCAGAUAUUUUGUUACAAAUCCUUUAGAUUUCAUAAAAAUUUGAGCAAAAAUGAGUUCAGAAUGAUUUCUCAAACAGAAGAUAUUUUUCAAUGAAAUAUAUAAUAAAACAUGAAAGUUGACUCAUUUAUGGCACUAUGCUGUACAUGUAUUCAUUGAUACUCUUUGUAAUAAAUUUCACAUAUUGUUAAUUGUU
Molecule: messenger RNA, 5029 nt
Organism: Ostrea edulis (European flat oyster)
Lineage: Eukaryota; Metazoa; Mollusca; Bivalvia; Ostreida; Ostreidae
Product: E3 ubiquitin-protein ligase LRSAM1-like
Exons: 25
Coding region: 257-2623 (788 amino acids)
Molecular function (GO): protein binding
Source: RefSeq, a predicted model, not a curated record